AUGCUUGCAAUCACUAAAAGAGGAGUCUUUUUGCUGCUCUCAUCUUUAACCCUGCUACACCUUACUUUGGCCGCAGCAUCUCCAAGCGACAUUGCAAACGCCGUCAACAGUCUUGCAUCGGAAACAUUUAGUCUUAAAGACUACGUUUCUUCCGUGGCAACGUCUUCCAACUCCGGCGGGAUUCAGAGUAUUUACGACCAGCUUGACGAUAUUCACGAUCAUACCCUAAGCGAUAUUGGGUUUACAUCUGGGACUCCCGUCAUUCAGGAUACCAAUGAUCAGCAAGUUGUGUACGAAAGCUACUCGAACUGGGUUCAAUCUCUCUUCGAACUCACGGACAACCUCACCGGUAACGCGGCAGCUCUCAUUUCCCUCGACCAAGAAGUAUCUACCAGGAUGCCAUUCGAAAUCAGAAUAUUUUCAGGGGUUGUCGAUGCUUAUUUGUUUAAUUUGAUUGGUCUGUGGCCAACCACUACAGCAUACGUUGCUCAGGCGAGCAACCAGAAAAACCAAGUUGACGACCAUUUUCAAAAAGCUCUGAAUGCGUACCCUGCAACUGGGUCUGGAAAUUUCAAUUGA
Molecule: messenger RNA, 579 nt
Organism: Talaromyces rugulosus
Lineage: Eukaryota; Fungi; Ascomycota; Eurotiomycetes; Eurotiales; Trichocomaceae
Exons: 3
Coding region: 1-579 (192 amino acids)
Source: RefSeq, a predicted model, not a curated record